AUGGUCAUUUUGUUCCUGUUUGACGUUGUACAUUCCAAUCACCGUCAUCUGCUCCCGCCGGCUGCCGACACCCGUGGAUUGACACGAUGCCGCACGACCUGCCGCACGACCUGUCAACGCCUUUCAUGGGUUGUGUCUAUCAACACUCCUGAACACAACCCCGCUGUCAGGACUGCUGGCAGUCUUGACACUUGCCACAUGGUUUGUUUGUACUUCACAAGCCAUGGUGCCACCCAAGAGAUUAGAUUAGACGGAAUGGUGGUCGUAGCAUCAGUAUUGCCUCCGAACAAUCUCUAUGUAACAGGUUUGUUGCCUGCUAUCGACAAAUCACCACGUUCAUCCAUCCCCCUUCUCACCCCUGCCAGGCACACAGCAUUCUUCGGUGACAAUUUGGCCAUAUAUUUACACUUUGUUCUGUGUACCUCAUCGCUACACUCUCAACUACAUCAAGUCAACGCAAAAAGCGCAACCUCUAGAAUGCGUCUCAGCCCCAUCAUUCUUGCUGCGACAGCCUUGAUCACAGCCUCAGCUGUUCCGCUCCCUCUCCACGACACCAAUACGCAACGACUCCCAGAUCAUCCGACUUUCACCCAUCAUCCAGACUACCCAGCCACAGACAUAGUCCAGAAACACAAGUAUGUUCCAGAGAUUGUGGAGCCUAUACUACGGCUGUGCGGUCGAAGCCUCGGGUACCAGGACACAGCUCUCUUAUCGCUGAGAGAGAUGAACUCAGUUUCGUAA
Molecule: messenger RNA, 741 nt
Organism: Macroventuria anomochaeta
Lineage: Eukaryota; Fungi; Ascomycota; Dothideomycetes; Pleosporales; Didymellaceae
Exons: 2
Coding region: 1-741 (246 amino acids)
Source: RefSeq, a predicted model, not a curated record